Molecule: messenger RNA, 3537 nt
Organism: Manduca sexta (tobacco hornworm)
Lineage: Eukaryota; Metazoa; Arthropoda; Insecta; Lepidoptera; Sphingidae
Product: membrane alanyl aminopeptidase
Exons: 14
Coding region: 84-3050 (988 amino acids)
Biological process (GO): peptide catabolic process; proteolysis
Cellular component (GO): cytoplasm
Molecular function (GO): peptide binding; zinc ion binding; metalloaminopeptidase activity
Source: RefSeq, a predicted model, not a curated record
UAUCUGCAAUAGUAGCGUGUGGCGUUCGUAUGUAACGGACAUCGUGUGUACAGUGGACCACCGGCCAUUUUGUGCCUAGAAAAAUGGUCUGGGACAUAUUAAAAUGGAAGUGCGCCGUGCUUUAUUUAGUUACAUUAAGUGUGUUCGGAAAAUCACUCCCAAUAGACACACAAACCGCGAAUUCCAUUAUAACUACCGAAACCGCAUUUACCAACGCAAUUGAGCUGACAGUGAAAACACCAGAAGAAGUGCUCGAAGAAAAUGUGCAAGCGACCCUUGUGCAGAGAUCAAACUUCACGAAGUCUUUUAACAUAACACGUAACACUCUAUUAAGAAACAUAAGACCUGGACAGCAAGUACGACAAUACGUCGUAUCAAUCACAUUCGAUGACGAGGAAUUCCACGGUCGAGCUGUAAUCGAUGUGGUAGUAACAGAUGCAACGAGAGGUGAAAAUUUAGUGUUCCAUUUCGACGAUGUCGAGAUAGACUCUGUGCAAACUGGAGUGUUUACUAUAGCGAGUGCAGUAGACGCAGACUUUGACUUAGAUGAUGGCAUACUUGAAAUUGAACCGGCGCAGGAUGCAACCUCAUACAUUGUUAUUGUGGAGUACACGGGUGAAUUAUCCAACACGGGACGUGGCCUUUACAUUGGAGAAGGACAUGAUCUCUCAUACAUAGGAAUGAACCUCCACCCGACGAAUGCCAGGCGCGUAUUCCCUUGCAUGGACGACCCUACAGAAGCGGCAACAGUCUCCUUUACAUUCAUCGAUGUCGAUUACAACAAUAUUAUAACGAAUUCCAUACUGGAUGAUAGUAAUACUGUUGCUGGAGAGAAUCAAUUCCGGACUUUAUUAGGCCCGGUUCAUACCUGGGGAAUGAUCGCACACAAUUUCAUCAACUUGAACAUCCCGACCACAAACGUCCUGUUGGUCGGCCGACCUGGUGUCUCCAACCAGGACGCUCAAUCCUCGUUGGCUAUUAAUGCCUACUUCGCGUAUUUUAAUGCAUGGACUGAUAUGGAGUUCUUCGACAUCGUCAUGAACCAAGAAACUCGACUACAUUUUCUUGCACUGCCAGAUGUGGAUAGAGAAUGGAAUACUCUCUCUACUAUCGGGAUAUGGGAGCCUUACAUCUUAAUGGAGAAUGUGGCUUCCGUAAAGCAAAGAAAGACAGUCCUGGUAAAAGUUGCUGAAGCGUUGGCGAGGCAGUGGUUCGGCUACGUCAUACACCCACAGAACUGGAGGCACGAGUGGGUUGUAUCCGGUUUCGCCAGGUACUCCGCCUACGAAGCUGUUAGAUCUUUCCAAUCAAGCGCGACGGGUGCUGACGUCACACUUCUAGACAUGAAUACUUUAUUCGUCACUGACGUCAUCCAAGAAGGUUUACUUCAAGAUGCAUACACCAGUGCACCACCGCUUUUGGCAGAGGAAGACUUAUUUGAUGAAGAUGCAAUACGAAACUACAUAUUCAGCGUCCAGAGAUGGAAAGCACCGGCGCUGAUGCAUAUGAUGAGGUUAAUUCUUGGUGAAGAUGAUGAUCAUGAUCCGAUUCAGGUUGCGGCACGGGCGCUGCUUACUGGAAGAGCUCUGGAGACAGUAAGUUCGCAGAACUUCAUCGACGCCAUGAGCAGCGGCUUGUUGGUCGCCGGCAGCGAUUUUAUUGAUGAUUUCGAAGAAUUCCUUGAGCCUUGGAUAGGAGAAAGUGGCUAUCCACUACUCCACGUAGGAUUAAGGCAAGGCGGUGUCUUAGUUACACAGGAACGUUUCAGUUUCGGUCCUCGACCACACAUUAACUUCCCAAUUCCCAUCACUUACACGACGAGCGUGAAUCCAGACUUCAGUGAUGACAACAUUCGGCCCAUCGUGGUCACUGACGCUACUGUUGCCUUUAACAUGGUCCUUGAUGAAGAAGACUGGGUUCUCUUUAAUAUACAAGGGCAAGGUUACUACCGCGUUAACUAUGAUGGUGAUUUAUGGGAGAGAAUCAUCGAAGCCCUUGAAGACGAGGAAUUAAGAGAAGAAAUACACCCGCUUAACCGUGCCACGCUUGUCGACGAUGCACUCAACUUGGCAAGAGCUGGCAAAUUGGACUACGAUAUAGCGUUCCGCGUAGUCCUGAGUAUGGAGCAUGAGACCGAGUACGCAGUAUGGAAGGCCUUCGUCAGAAACAUGGACUUCCUGAGGAAGCGACUGCUUGCUCUUAUUGCUAAUGACGAUGACGACGAAUUUGAUUCCGAUAUUUAUUUGAGAAUGGUCCGAAGAACCAUUGGAGCUUUGGAAGACGAACUCGGCUUCUCCCCUGACCCCCUGGUUACGGAACCAGCCAUGGCCAGCCUGACCCGCGGGCUGGUUAUGGACCAUGCUUGCAGAGCCAAUUAUGAUCCAUGCAUAGCUGCCGCUGAGGAUUGGUUUUAUGAUCCUAAUAACGAUGAUAUUGUAAAUCCCAACAUCCCCUACGAGAUCAGGCCUGCAGUCUACUGCACCAUAGUCAGGGAAGGUGAUGAGGAUGUCAUCGAAGCUCUGACCAACAGGCUCGAUUUAGAGGCAAGUCAAUACGAACGAGUCGUUAUCCUGGAGGCACUGGCCUGCUCGCAAGACGAGGACUACAUAUCCGGUCUUCUAAUGGAAACAAUCACUGAAGACAAGUACCUUACCGAGGAAAGGGUGAAGAUAUUCAAGGCUGUAGCUGAAAGCAGUUAUCAGAACGCUGAACUAGCUGUGAGGUUUAUAUCCAGGCGUGCCGCUGAAAUCAGAGAAUGGUAUGGCGGAGACGAGAAGCUCGAAGAAAUAAUAUUCCAUUUAGCAGACAAUAUGGCGGAUGCAGACCUAUCAACUGACUUCGAGAUAUUCGUGAACUCGCAGAACAAUAACCUGGAAGAUUCCCAGCUGAUGGCCGAUAGGGCACUCCUGUUGGUUAAGGAGAACCGCCUGUGGGACGACAACUUGUUGGAAUACGUGUACGAAUGGAUUGACGAAAACGAUGCGCCGACGCUCGCCGUGUCACUAGCUUUAGUCGGUAUUACAUUCAUAAUCACAUUAUUCAAUCACUAGACUAUUAUAAUCAUUAAUUAUAAAUUAUAUUUCAAUAUUUUUUACGUAAGGUAUUUUAGGACAUAUUUAAAAUAUAAAAAUUAAUUUAAGAAAAUGUAGAUAUAAUUAAAUUUAUAUUGUAUAUAAUUUACUCCACAAUAUAAUCUAUUUAAUCUUAAGAAAUGAGCAAUGUUAAUUCUUAUAAUUUAUAUUAUAAUUAAGACUUGAGUUAUAAUGAAUAUGUGGUGUGAGUGGAAGAAACUCAAUACUAUACUUGACUAUAGUAUUUGUAGUUACGUAAGGCUGACGUUCGGAUAUUGGGAAACUGCUAAACUCUCGACAAAUUAUCUCAAAUGUGCCACUUUAUCGAUGUUCAAAAUGUCAUUUCAUAAAAAUUUGAGAUAUCAAAAUAUUUAAGGCGCAUUAUAACGAAAUAAUUUUUGUUCGUUUAAGGCGAUACCUCAAGGUCCAUUUUCAUACAUUUUGUUUCGGCUUUAAUCUGGGUAAC